Messenger RNA from Linum tenue, 519 nucleotides. Lineage: Eukaryota; Viridiplantae; Streptophyta; Magnoliopsida; Malpighiales; Linaceae. The record is from the annotation of a GenBank genome assembly.
AUUCAGCAAUCGAAUCGAUCCGAAAAUCGUAGAACAAGAUUAAGAACAAUAACAUUGAGCAACAAACUAAUCGUCACAUCAAUUAACAACAAACCAAUAUAUAAGAAGGUAAAAACUAAAAAAAACUCCCACAAAACAGAGUAGCAAUAUAAACAGAGAAAGAAUCGGGUGAUGCUAAUGGUGGGUCGCAAGCAGUAAAAUCAAUGUUUCUGGGUGGUCUUCUGGUACUUGUCCUUGAUCCAAUGGAACCCAACACAAGAGCCUUGUUUGACCUUCUUCAUCCCUGUCAAAGCCACCGUCUUGGUCUUCCCCAGCCCAUCUCCCACCUUCUGCUUGUACUUGGCCGCGCCGCCGCCGUUGUUGGUCUUUUGGAGGUCGGGAUGGUAGACAGGGUCCGGCCCGGAAUCCCACUGGUCGGCCCAGGAUGUACCGUACGACGAACCGUUGGUUCCUGCCAUUAAAUGAGAGAAAAGUGCAGAGACGGAGAAACAGAGAGCUAAGAAGAAGAAAACAGAGGGA